Molecule: messenger RNA, 1170 nt
Organism: Didymodactylos carnosus
Lineage: Eukaryota; Metazoa; Rotifera; Eurotatoria; Philodinida; Philodinidae
Source: the annotation of a GenBank genome assembly
AUGGCCUCUUCAACAUCGAAUAAUUUUUCAUCGUCGUCUCGUCAUGAAUUACCUAACAUAUCGACGAAAUUAAGAGUAUUAGAGGAGAAAUUGCAACGAGAAGGAAUUGAACCAGUCAUCCCAGUCAAUGUAAAUCUAACAGUAGGUCGAUCAACAAGAACAAGACCAAGGCCAGGACAUAUUAGUGGUGGAAGUUGCUCACCGUCUCGUGCCAGUUCCGCUCCGCCAACUAGAAAAGGUACAAAUUUUCAAUUACCAUUAUCACCACUAUCAGUACAACCAUAUACAAGUGAAGAUAUACGUGCAAAAUAUCUUGAAGUAAUUAAAAAUUCCGGUUUAUUAUACAUAAACGAAGUUCAACAACGUGUCGAUUUAAAAGAUUUGCGUCAUCUGUGUGACUUAGGACAUGGUUCAUGCGGCCAAGUGUUCAAAAUGGAACAUAUACAAACCAAAUAUGUUUUAGCUGUUAAAGUGAUGCAUCGAACAAGUAGUGAUGAAGAAAAUAAACGUAUUAUUAUGGAUGUCGACGUGAUUACAAAAAGCUACGAUUGUCCUUAUAUUAUUCGAUGUUUAGGAUAUUUUAUUAAUACAUCUGAUGUUUGGAUUUGUAUGGAAUUAAUGGCCUAUUGUUUUGAAAAAUUAUUGAAAUUAAUCAAUCAGCCAAUUCCUGAAAGUGUACUCGGAAAAUUAACAUUUACAACGGUGACUGCAUUGAACUAUCUGAAAGAGACACAUGGUGUGAUGCAUAGAGAUGUGAAACCAUCAAAUAUUUUAAUUGAUUCCAAUGGUAACAUCAAACUAUGUGAUUUUGGCAUAUGCGGGGUUUUAAUUGAGUCAAUGGCCAAAUCUAGAAAUGCUGGAUGUGCAGGAUACAUGUCACCAGAAAGAAUCGAGCCGCCUGAUCCAACGCGGCCUGAUUAUGAUAUUCGUGCUGAUGUAUGGAGCCUUGGAAUUACAUUGAUCGAAUUGGGAACAAACAAAUAUCCCUAUGUUGAUUGUAAAAACGAAUUUGAUGUGAUGUCACGAAUCGUUACAGAAGAACCACCGGAAUUACCAACAAAUUCGAUACAAUUUUCAGCGGAUUUUCGCUCUUUUAUUAAAUUAUGUUUGAUUAAAGAUUACAAACAACGACCAAAAUAUAAGCAAUUAAUGGUAUCUAACGAAUAUUGA